AUGGUCGAGUUCAUCGUCUGUUCUGGAAGGAAGAUACUCCUGCCAGGCGAUACUUCGCCCUCUCCAGCUACAAUCGUAGUUCACUUAUCGACAGGCAAGAUCAUCGACAUUCGAGAAGGGCAGGCUUCCUGCGAUGAACUCGGCCUUAAUAGGAGAGCCGUCGAAUGGAUUGAAGCAGGAGAUUUGGUCGUACUACCAGGCUUAGUGGAUGCGCACGUUCAUCUCAACGAGCCGGGGCGCACUGAUUGGGAGGGGUUUUGGACAGGAACUAGAGCCGCUGCCUCUGGAGGCAUCACCACAGUCGUGGAUAUGCCUCUUAAUUCGUUGCCACCCACUACGACUGUCCUGAAUCUCGAGGCAAAAAAGCAAGUUGCGAUGGGACAAUUGCACACUGAUGUCGCGUUUUGGGGGGGAAUCAUACCUGGCAAUCAGGAUCAUAUUCUACCUCUGGUGGAGGCCGGAGUACGAGGAUUCAAAUGUUUCCUGAUAGAAAGCGGUGUCGAUGAAUUCCCAUGCAUAGAAGAGCCUGAUCUUCAUAAAGCGAUGAAGAAGCUCGAGGAAGUUUCUGGUGUUCUCUUGUUCCACGCUGAACUCGCAGAUGAUAUGGAGCGUUACGAGAAACCGGACCCUAGGGAAUAUUCCACUUUUUUGGCUUCUCGUCCUCAAGAUCUCGAAACGAAGGCCAUCUCUCUGAUCAUCAAACUCCAGAGGUUGUAUCCAGCGGUACGGUGUCAUAUUGUCCAUCUCUCAGCUGCGUCGGGUUUGCCUUUAAUACGGCAAGCAAAAGUCGAUGGACUUCCUCUGACUGUCGAGACUUGCUUCCACUACCUUUGCCUCAGUGCGGAGGAUGUACCUGCUGGGCACACUGAGUUCAAGUGCUGCCCCCCUGUCCGAGAAGCGUCGAAUAGGGACAAGCUGUGGGAAGCUCUCAUAGAUGGAACUAUUGACUGUGUUGUCUCUGAUCAUAGCCCUUGCAUCGCGGAGCUAAAGAGGCUAGAUGACGGCGACAUCAUGGCUGCAUGGGGAGGAAUCAGCACCUUGGGAUUGGGCUUAAGCCUAUUGUGGACGGAGGGUAGCAAAAGAGGAGUGCCACUGGGAGACAUUAUUGACUGGACUAGCAAGAAGACGGCAGAACACGUUGGAUUCGAGUCAUCGAAGGGAAAACUACAAGUUGGAUAUGAUGGAGACUUUGUUCUAUGGGACGAAUCAGCACAUUACAAGGUGACAAAAGAAGCAUUGCAAUUCAAGAACAAACUAUCCCCCUACGAAGGCAUGACACUUCAAGGUCAAGUGGAGAAGACAUACUUGCGUGGUGUGAAGGUAUUUGAUCGGGUCGAGGGCUUUCAGGGAUUGCCGUCUACUGGGAGGCUUCUUUAG
Messenger RNA from Cyclocybe aegerita, 1377 nucleotides. Lineage: Eukaryota; Fungi; Basidiomycota; Agaricomycetes; Agaricales; Hemipholiotaceae. The record is from the annotation of a GenBank genome assembly.